CUCCGCGCACGCGCCGCACCCGCACCCGCACCCGUUUCCCCCUCCCCACCCCCAUUUCAAACCAGCAGAAGCGAAACAAAUCCCCUCAUAAUCCUCCGAUCCGCCCACCAAACCGCGCCCCUAAUCACGCAGGAAUCCAUCCGCUCGCCUCCAUCAAUCAAUCCGUCCAGAAGACGGCGUCUCCGGCGGCGGGGGCGAUGAUGGAGGAGGACCCGCUGAUCCCGCUGGUGCACGUGUGGAACAACGCCGCCUUCGACUCCUCCAACUCCGCCUCCUCCAACGCCUGGCACGCGCACGCCACGCCCGUGCGCAGGGGCGAGAAGGAGAACCGCCGCCCCGCUGAGACCGACGACGCCGACGCCGAGAUCGCGCGCAUCGAGGCCGAGAUCCUGCGCCUCUCCUCGCGCCUCCACCACCUCCGCGUCUCCAGGGGCCACGACGCCAACGCCCAGCCCACCGGGACGCGGCCGCGGGGGAGGGCGCUCGGCCUCGCCCCCCUCGACGACGACCUCCCCGCCGCCGCCGCGGACCCCGACAACCUGCUCCUCCUCCCGGAGAAGCAGCAGCCCCCGUCUGCCGCGCAGAAGCCCAAGCCCGCCGCCAAGCAGCAGUUCCCGGCGUCGCGGGGCGGCAGGGGACUCAGCAUCGGCCCGCUCGACAUCGCCGCCGCGAACCCCACCAAGGCACCCGCGGCACGCCAGCAGCCGCAGCCGCAGCCGCAGCAGGGCGCCGCGGCCAGCCGCAUCCUGAGGCCGAUCAAGGAGCCGCCCGUGCAGCGCCGCAGGGGCGUCAGCCUCGGGCCCUUGGAGAUCCAGCACGGCGUCAGCGGCACCAAGCCCGCCGCGGCGGCCGCGGCACGCGCCAAGCCGUUCCCCAGCAAGCUGAACGCCAUCCGCGAAGAAGGGCUGGCUUCCAGGCAGCAGCCCGCGGUCCCCGCCAAGCUCUGGCCGUCGAGCAACGCCAGGCAGCCGCUGGACAGCAGCAAGCAGGGAACCGCGGCGAGCAGGGCCAAAGCGAGGAGCUCCAGCAUGAGCCCCAGGGCGAGGAGGCAGUCCAUUGCCAGGGCCACGAACAGCGCCAGGGGAGGCGUCGCUGCGUUCGGGGCCGCCAAGGUGGUGGCCGACGAGCUCACGCCCAAAGCUGCGAUGAACCACACCGGCAACACGUCCACCUGCAGGAGGCCGGCAGGGAGCUCCAAGGUCAGGGUCGUCCCCAGCCGCUACAGCCUCAUGCCCGGCGCCUCCCUCGGAGCUGCAACACAAGACAGGCGCCGCAAGGAGUCUCUCCCGGGGUCGACAGGGGGCGCAGGCCAGAAGGAGGAGACCAAGGCGAUGCCCACUGAGCCUGUCGACGAUGAUCUCUCUCCUGAAUCACUCGACAAGGUUGCUGAACUGCUCCCGAGGAUCAGGACCAUGCCGCCUUCCGACGAGACUCCCCGCGACUCCGGGUGCGCGAAGCGGGCAGCCGAUCUGGUGGGGAAGCGAUCCUUCUUCGCGGCGGCCGCAGCGGGCGAGGGCAGUGCCAUUUCCUCCUACCAGGCGCGGGUCCUCGAAGCCGAGGCACCGGAGGAGGCAACAGCAGCUGCAGCAGCAGAGGCCUUGAGCGAUGAGGCAGCAGCAUGAUUUUGAUCCAUUCAUGAUUGGUCGGAGCGCUUGCUUAACUUGAGCAUUUGGGUGAGGCUUUUUGCAGCGUGUUACAUAGUCAGUCCGUCUACUGUUAUAUUCCUAUCUCAUGCUUUGUUUGCCGAUUUCAUUCGUUAAGGCCCUGCUAGAGUGUGAAGAAGACCUUUAUAUGGGUGCUCUUGUUUAGUUUUACCUGUCAGUCAGUGUGCUCUGUUUUAUGUAAGUAGUGUCAUGGUGUGGUACUGAAACCCUUUUGGUUGGAAAUGCAAGAGGAUAAUAUUCUGCUCGAAA
Messenger RNA from Aegilops tauschii subsp. strangulata, 1913 nucleotides. RefSeq lists its product as uncharacterized. The record is from RefSeq and is a predicted model, not a curated record. NCBI's taxonomy places the organism in Eukaryota, Viridiplantae, Streptophyta, Magnoliopsida, Poales, Poaceae.